GUUAUGUGACUUUCAUUAUGUUUUCGUAGUUUUACGACUAUAUGUAUCAGUUAUACGCUGAUUAUAUCCGGACACCUGAGGAGCUAGUGCUUCUCAGUAACGUUACUACAAACACAUUAUUGCCGUAAAUCGAUUCGUUGUCGGAAUAGCCAUCAUGGCCGCCGUCAUAACAGCUAGCGGUUUUUCGUCAAUCCGAAGUAUAUUUGGUCUUUUUCAUCCAAGGUUAGCAGCAGUAGCAGGCGGUCCCCAGCAGAUGUCAUGUCUCCACACCACCACUUCACUGGAAGCAAAGAACUGGGAGAGGAGGAACAAGAUUGUGUAUCCACCUCAGCUUCCAGAUGAGCCCCGCAGACCAGCAGAGAUCCAUCAUUCAAGAAGACAGAUAAAGUACAGCAAAGACAAGAUGUGGUACCUAGCCAAAAUGAUUCGAGGAAUGAGCAUCGAUGAAGCCAUCGCACAGUUGCAGUUCAAUGACAAAAAAGGGGCCAAGAUCAUGAAAGAGGUUCUCCUGGAGGCUCAGGAGAUGGCGGUAAAAAACCACAACGUGGAGUACAAAUCCAACUUAUAUGUAGCUGAGUCUUUCUCCGGGAAGGGGAUGUACUUGAAGCGCAUCCGCUACCACGGCAGAGGGAUGUUCGGCAUCAUGGACAGAGUUUACUGUCACUACUUCGUCAAGCUAGUGGAGGGCUCGCCACCCAAGACGGAGGAGAAGACGAGCCUGGACCAGGCCAAGGAGUACGUGGAGGGCCUCAAGAGAAGAACCAUUAUACACAGUCUGUAGACAGGACUGGCAGUGUGAUACAAGUGGAUGUGUGUGGUUAUAUUUGUAAAUAAAGUUGUGAAGA
Doryrhamphus excisus (bluestripe pipefish) is the source of this 845-nucleotide messenger RNA. The record is from RefSeq and is a predicted model, not a curated record. Lineage: Eukaryota; Metazoa; Chordata; Actinopteri; Syngnathiformes; Syngnathidae.